GAGGGAGCCGGCAGAUCCUCCUCCCGCCCGCGCCCGCCGCCCUCUCUCCGCUCCCUUCUCGGCCUCCGGGCUCCAGCCAAGGGGCGCCUGGGGUUGCGAUGACCCCGGGGAAGGGCAGCGGAGAGCCACAGCCAGAGCCCCGCCCGCAGCGCUUCCCUGGGACGGAACAUGCGGAGCCGAUGUUACGUGUUUGGGGAAACCUGACUACAUCUCUCAGAUGAACCUCAGUCUCAGAAGAUGCCAUUAGGAUACUCCCCUCUAUCUUCUCAGAACAUGGAGGAAAAGGAUAAUGAGAAAUACAACCAAGCUGGCCAAAUAUUUGAAAACUUUGUCCAAGCCUCAACAUGCAAAGGCACAAUUCAAGCCUUCAAUAUCCUCACCCGUUACCUUGAAUUAGAUCCGUUGGACAACAGGAACUUUUAUCCAAAGCUGAAAUCAAAGGUGACCAGUUGGAAAGCCAAAGCUUUGUGGAAUAAGCUAGAUAAAAGAGCAAGCCAUAAGGAAUAUAAACGUGGGAAAGCCUGUGUGAAUACUAAGUGUUUAAUAGUUGGAGGUGGUCCCUGUGGUUUGCGGACUGCCAUAGAACUUGCCUUUCUUGGAGCCAAAGUUGUUGUGGUGGAAAAGCGAGACACUUUUUCAAGAAACAAUGUUCUUCACCUCUGGCCUUUUACUAUUCAUGACCUUCGCAGCCUGGGAGCAAAAAAAUUUUAUGGGAAGUUCUGUGCAGGAUCCAUUGAUCAUAUUAGUAUUAGGCAGCUCCAGCUUAUCCUCUUCAAGAUUGCACUGAUGUUGGGAGUCGAAAUUCAUGUGAAUUUAGAAUUCACGAAAGUUAUAGAACCUCCUGAAGAUCAAGAAAAUCAAAAAAUAGGUUGGCGUGCUGAAUUUCUCCCAAUGGAUCAUCCUUUAUCAGAAUACGAAUUUGAUGUUAUUAUUGGUGCUGAUGGCCGCAGGAACACUUUGGAAGGCUUCAGAAGGAAGGAAUUUCGUGGAAAGCUGGCCAUUGCUAUCACUGCCAACUUUAUAAACAGAAACACGACUGCAGAAGCAAAGGUGGAGGAGAUCAGUGGGGUUGCUUUCAUUUUCAAUCAAAAAUUCUUCCAAGAUCUGAAAGAAGAAACAGGAAUUGACCUGGAGAAUAUUGUUUACUAUAAAGAUAGCACCCACUAUUUUGUGAUGACUGCAAAAAAGCAGAGUCUUCUGGAAAAGGGAGUCAUUAUUAAUGAUUAUAUCGACACAGAAAUGCUACUCUGUGCAGAAAAUGUAGACCAAGACAAUCUAUUGUCCUAUGCAAGGGAAGCUGCUGACUUUGCAACUGAUUACCAAUUGCCUGCUUUGGAUUUUGCGAUUAAUCAUUAUGGGCAGCCAGAUGUGGCUAUGUUUGAUUUCACAUCCAUGUAUGCCUCGGAAAAUGCGGCGUUGGUACGAGAGAGGCACAGACAUCAACUCCUGGUUGCUCUUGUUGGAGACAGUCUAGUGGAGCCCUUCUGGCCGAUGGGCACGGGUUGUGCAAGAGGAUUUCUGGCUGCAUUUGACACAGCAUGGAUGGUGAAAAGUUGGGCCCUAGGAAAGCACCCAUUUGAUAUCCUUGCAGAAAGGGAAAGCAUAUAUAGACUCCUACCCCAAACUACACCUGAAAAUAUCACAAAAAACUUUGACCUAUAUACCAUUGACCCCGCAACACGAUAUCCAAACUUGAAUUCAAGCUGUGUUCGUCCACAUCAGGUGAAGCAUUUAUACAUUACGAAUGAGCUGCAGUCUUGCCCUCUAGAAAGAUCAACUUCCAUUAGAAGAUCAAUUGGUAUUUCAAGACAAGAAUCAGAUGUAAGGCCAAACAAGCUUUUGACCUGGUGUCAGAAACAGACAGAAGGCUACAGGAACGUUAAUAUUACGGAUCUCACUAGUUCAUGGAGCAGUGGACUUGCCUUAUGUGCAAUUAUACAUCACUUCAGACCCGACCUCAUUGAUUUCGAUUCUCUGAAUGAAGAAGAUGCUGUCAGAAACAACCAGCUGGCAUUUGACAUUGCUGAACGAGAGUUUGGAAUUCCUCCCAUCACUACUGGGAAAGAGAUGGUGUCUGCCGGGGAGCCUGAUAAACUCAGUAUGGUCAUGUACCUCUCCAAAUUCUAUGAGCUAUUUAGAGGAACACCUCUCAGAGCAGUGGGUACUGUGGGCAAGCAAAAUGGAGAAAGAAAUGAUAUUUGCUCAACAAAAUCAACCAACUUUAUCUUUAAUAAUUACAUCAACCUAACAUUUCCAAGGAAAAGAGUUCCUAAAGCAGAAGAAAAUGAAACCAAUAAAAGGCGGCGUAAAAGUCUCAUUAAUUUUGAAGAGUCCUCAAGUUCUUUGAAUCAUGGAACAAACUCUAAUAACCAACUAGCAGAUGUUAAAGAAGCACUAAAUGGAAACAAAGUGAAGUCUAUGGCAACUCAGCUUUUAGCCAAAUUUGAAGAAAAUGCUCCCAGCGUUUCAAUACGGAGGCAGGAACUUGUAGAUCAACCUGCUUUGCACCUUUCUCCUGAAUCUCCUAUAAAUCCUCGCUUUGCUAAACCCAAGGAACCUAUAAAUCCUCACUUUGCUAAACCCAAGGAACCAACCUGCAACCCACCGCCUCCUUCAAAAAGCCAGUUUCAGGCCAUAGCUAGGCCUGACCGUGUGGUCAGGGAGCCUAUGCAGUCUUUGCCAGCGGUCAGGCCCAUGAGCUGUGUAGAACAAUCUGAGCUGAACUCCAGUCUUUCUGAAACCCUUGCCUCUUCCUGUCCUGCUGCAUUUGCACUGUCUGGUGUGCUUCAACGCCUUCAACAUGUGGAGGAAAAAAUUAAUCAGAAGAGAGCUCAGUCCAUUGCAAAUAGAGAAUUUCAUAAAAAGAGCAUUAAAGAGAAAGCAGCUCAUCUUGCAUCAAUGUUUGGCUGUGUCGACAUCCCAAAGAAUAAACUUCCUACUAAAGGUCUGUCCUAUUCUCAGCACCUAUCUCCCUCUUGCCUUUCAUCUCAUGGUUCAGCUGCUUCCUCUUCAUCCAUUGACUACUCCGCUUCCCCUGCCAUUCAUUCUAAAAAGAUGACAGUAGGGAAGGUGUCACGUGGAAUAGGUGCAGUAGCACAAGUUCUUGUCAAUCUGUACAUGAAUGAUCACAGGCCCAGUCCAUUGUCUACAUCCUUGGAACUGAAUGAAUCAGCAGAUGGAGUUGUUGCUGCUACUACUUUCUCUACUUCUUCAUCUGCCUCUCCAGCUUUUCCUUCGACUACUCAGAGCUGUCAGGGUUCUCUGAGGAAAGAAUUUCCUCAGUCAAUAGGUGGGAGCGAUGUUUGCUGUUUCUGCAAGAAAAGGGUGUACGUCAUGGAGCGCUUGAGUGCCGAAGGCCACUUCUUCCACCGAGAAUGCUUCAAAUGUGCCAUAUGUGCUACAACUCUCCGCCUAGCAAUGUAUGCCUUUGAUGCAGAGGAAGAUAAAUUUUAUUGCAAGCUCCAUUUUGCACAGUGUAAAACAAAGAAUACACAUAGAAAAAGAAGAACCAUGCUAAAGAGUCAUGAAAAGGAUGAAUUGUGGAAGCAAGAAGAACCUAUGUCAUCUGAAACCACCUCAGAAUGUGCUUUUGCUGCCAGUAGCAGCUCAGAAGACCGGUCCCCAGAUUGCUACACCUGCUCAAUGGAUGAGCCAGUCUUUCCAAAGAAAUCUGGAAAUGUCCCUGGUUUUGACUUGAAAGGGAGGCAUCCCUCUGUGUCUUCUGAGUGGGCCUUGGUAAGAGUUACUCCAGAAGAAAAGAGAACGGAGCACAACCUUUCGGCUGUUCGUGUGACAGUUAACAGUGAUGGAAGCAGCUCAGAAUUAGAACCUGAUUUCUAUGGUGAUUCCUCCACCUCUGGAUUUAAUGAAGGACUAUUGCCUGCGCCAAGGAGGCCCCUGUUAACAAACACAGAUUUGAUGAAGGAGAAAGAAGGCCCUGGAAAAUCCAAAGCUGCACAUGCUCUGCAACGAGCGUAUAGUCUUCGGGACUCUUCAACCUCCAAGAAAUAUCAGAACUGGAAGAAGAAAAUUCAGUCAACAUUUCCUCUACUGCAUGGCAAGAAAAAUGGAUCAUCUUCCAAAGACCUCUCUAUCAUCUUCCAAAACAAUGAUCAAGAUGAUCUCGUUGACAUGGAGCUGACAUCUCCCAGCAAGAUUCCAGAAACUGCCAAAGGACAUUUCAAGCCCCAUGACCCAGCAUUUCCUAUUAAAAAGGAUGCCACAGAUAACUUUGGAGAAAUCCCUUUCUAUGUACCUCAUUAUUCCCUUUACAACUGCACUGAAGGAUAUUCCUUAGCACAGAGCAAAUCCUUUUCUCAGGUUGAUCAGACUUCAACUCCAAGUUUGUCUCCUAAACUUGGAGUGAAAGACCAAUCGUCAGGAAACCAGACUGUGAAUACUGAACAACUGACCUCAGGACUGUUUACAAAGAAUUGGGAUACAUCCUCUGUAAACCCUGAUGAGGGAGAUAAAACAUCACAGUCUGGCAAUGAACAGCAAGACAAACAUUUAAACAAAGCUAAAAACAAGAUAAUGAGGAGGUUAACUCUUUCAAUGGAGCACCAAGCCAAAUUGUUUGCUAGCAAUGAUGCCGGGACAAGCAUCCAACAGCAUAUUGAAGGGAUUCCAGAUGAGAAGAAUAUUGAUUUGCAUAGAGAUGAGAAUAUAUCAACACAAUCCAGUUAUGGUACAUCUCCUAAACUUUCAGGUAAUCAUGUGCCAGCUUUCCCUCUUGAAAACAGACUUCCAAAGAAUGUGGAUCAUUCUUCCAAAGAACAUAUGUCAACUGAGCCUAAACCACCACUGAGACUACUUGCCAAUGCUAUAAAGAAAUCCAUCUUGGAACCCCGUAUUUCUUCUCCAGAAAGUCUAAAAAAGGACCAGGACACACAUGGCAAAGUUCAUUCAGAAAACACAUUUUUCAAUUUCCCUCAUCCCCUAUGUGAUUCUGUAAGUCUAAGAAAUGGCAAGAAUCAGGGAGACCCUGAUGUUUCAGAGCCAGAACUCAGUGUGUUGAAUCCUGAAGGAAAGGGAUUUGGAAUUGGAAGUUCAAAAGUAUCUGAUGGUCCCUGCACCCCAACAGAGGCAUAUUCAUGUGGUGCUUCUCCUGUUUACAGCACACAAACCAGUCCACUUAAGAGUCCUCACAAAAAUAAACCUCUUUCCUAUUCCAAUGUGGAAGAUGUGCCAACUCUCCUAGAAAGGUUUACCCUUAAAGAGAACCUCUGGACAUCUGCCAAGGAUGAUUGGAAUGCUCAUAAUCAAAAGAACACAAUGUGUCCAUCUGUGAAGCAAAGAAGCAAAAGUGCGGCUGCCUUUUCAGAUAAUCCUAUUCAGAGGAAUAAUAUGUGGAACUUGUUUAGCAACUUCAGAAAUAAAUUAGAGGAAAGAGUUAAAGCCCCUUCUUCAAUGACAGCUGUGUCACCCUGUGCCAUCUUUGAUGUUGAUGAAGUAUUAAAUCACACUUCCAAAGGAGAAGAAGGUCCUAAAUACCCACCCUCCAGAAAACAAAUGUCUAAAUACACUUCUUCAUCUUCUGAUGGUGAAUUAGAACACAAGUCUUCAUUAUCACGCAAGACAAAAAGAUCUCGCAGAAAAAACAGAAAGUUGGAAAAGGAAACGAAGCAACUAGUUAAGCAAGAGGAAUUAAAAAGACUUCAUAAAGCACAAGCUAUCCAGAGGCUGCUGGAAGAAGUGGAUGAGAAGCAAAGAGCUCUGGAGAUACAUGGUGUUAAAAUAGAGAAGGAACUACGGGGAGAAACAGAUUCAAGCACACAAGAUGAAACUCAGCUGCUACAUGAAUGGUUUGAGCUGGUAUUGGAGAAGAAUAAAUUGAUGUGCUAUGAAUCAGAACUGUUGCUCAUGGCCAAAGAGCUGGAAUUAGAAGAUCAUCAAAACUGACUGGACAAGAGCUGAAACAGAAAAAUGGACACUAGUGAUUUAUGAAAAGAAGCUACCAAUGAAUAUGCAGUGUUGGCUGGGAUUAUAAAUGGAGCAGAAGAAAGUCAAAUUUGCACCUACUUUGGAGGAACACAAGCAGCAAAAGAGAAGAACAGCAUUUUGAAAAAUGUCAGAAAUCAUCUUCUGAAGGUUCUACCCUAUCUGCCAGGCGACUUUUUGUCCUUUCAGAUUGAUAUACAUUAUAAAUGCAAGAUAUUAAUUAAAGUUGUAGAUGAAAUAACUUGGUACUGAAACUGCAAAGGGGCAGAAGGAUGUUCCUAUUAAGGUAAAUAAAAAAUAGCUCCUAACAUUGAUGUAUAUAAAGAAACAGUGGAUAGAUUCUAUGUGUUGCCUUAUCCAGUAUGCUUUCACUGUGGAAAUGCGAGUGGAAUAUUCAUCAUUUCCCAUUUCCUAGAUUUUUAAUUCUGCAUAUAUUUGAAAGUCAGAGAACUGGGGGAUUUCUUUGGAUCUCUCCUUCCUUGAGAUUAUAACCUUUCAGAAUGGGACUUGCAUAUGUUAAUUUCAUAUAUGGGGAUUUUUUUUUUAAAAAAAGGAGCAUUGCCAGUAUAUCAAUGCAUCCACAUUCAGUAUUAAUUGUUGUAGUGACAGAACAUACAACAAUUAAUAUAUGCAUUUUAUAAAUGCAUAACUGUAAACAUGUCAGUUCAGUGUUUAACAGACGUAAUUUACAAGCUAGAAAGCACUGUGAUGUUAGUGAAGCUUUAAUGCAGUGGUAAAGAUUUGCUAUUUGUACCACUGUAUUAAUAUUAAUGGGAUUAUUCUUAGCAAAAUGCAGAAAGAUCAAAUGAUCCUUGUGCUGCUGUAACCAAAGAUGACAGCAUAAUAUGCUGACAGAAAUAUGUAUGAUGAUUAUAGUUUUUACAAUAUGUUUUUGCUUCAUGAAUAGAACCAGUAUAUAAUCCUUAUGUGUAUAUAAAAUUCUGAAUUGUGAUAUUUGGUGUUAAGGGGAAAAAUUGUGACCACAUUGUUUUGUAUGAUACCAACAGUAUUCAUUAGAAGGGCUGUGCAAACAUAUAUGCCAUAUUUACACUGCAGCUGAAGAUAAAAGGCCAGAUAAUAAAAUUAAGAGCAAGAAGUUGGCACUGGGCUGGUAACUUGACUACAAUUCACAGGCACUGAUAUACUGUUGCCAUCACUGGAUGUUCUGUAGGUUAAACUGUUUGCAGGAUUUCAACCCAAUGGGGAAAAGUCGAUCCUUCAAUUUUGGUUCAUUGCCUUGUGUUCAAGAAACUGAAAUCAUCUGGUAAUGUCUUUACUUAAUUUAUAAAAUAUUUUUUGAGGGACCUGUUUUGAUUUCACACUCUAACUAGUAAGAUUAACUAUUACAUAACUAUAUCUAAGCUGCUUAAAAUGUCCUGUCUCUGGUUAAGCAAAAGCAAAAUAAACAUCUUGAGCCAAAUUACAAGUCCUAGUUGAAGCAUGAAGAAUAAACUAGAAGCUUGUACAACUAAUGAAC
This is a messenger RNA of Anolis sagrei ordinatus, 7417 nucleotides long. RefSeq names its product microtubule associated monooxygenase, calponin and LIM domain containing 2 (gene MICAL2). Lineage: Eukaryota; Metazoa; Chordata; Lepidosauria; Squamata; Anolidae. The record is from RefSeq and is a predicted model, not a curated record. Gene Ontology annotation, molecular function: FAD binding; protein binding.